Molecule: messenger RNA, 4079 nt
Organism: Bombyx mandarina (wild silkworm)
Lineage: Eukaryota; Metazoa; Arthropoda; Insecta; Lepidoptera; Bombycidae
Gene: Cdc25
Product: cell division cycle 25
Biological process (GO): G2/M transition of mitotic cell cycle; positive regulation of G2/M transition of mitotic cell cycle; protein dephosphorylation
Cellular component (GO): nucleus; cytoplasm
Molecular function (GO): protein tyrosine phosphatase activity
Source: RefSeq, a predicted model, not a curated record
AAAACCGCGCGAAUUCCGCUAUUUACAGAUCUCUUAAUUUCCUGUGAUUAAUACGAUAGUUUGUUGUUUAAUUAUUGUGCUAAAAUACAAUGAAGUCUAGUUAGUGACCUGUGACACUAAAUUGUUCACGUGUGAAUUUAUUUUCGUUCGCAUAACCUGGUUAUACGACAUAAACCACGAUGGGGGUUUUCCAUGUUAUUUCUACAGAAAGAUAUUGAUUUACGUUAACAAUGUGUCGCUUAGGGUUCAUGAAAGAUUAAUAACAGAAAACUUCAGGAUAAAUUCCGGUAACAACGCAACAAAACGUAAACAGGAAGAAGCAUUCUCGCACAACUACAAAAAGAAGAUGUACCCCCACUCGCUUAGCUUCGACCAAAGUCCUGGCCCCUCGAAGCGCAGGAUCCUCUCAGACAUACAAAACUCUAUACUCAGCUCACCAAUUAACUACAAACCUACUUCACCUCUGAUAGAAAGAUUAAAGUCACCAGAGACCAGAAACUCACCUCUAAAAACCAUGACAAACUCACCAAAAUCCCAGAGAUUAACUCUCACUCCGAAAACUUCACAAGAAACACCAAAAAUCAGACAUACGCCAGUCACACCCAAAGUAAGAUCACCGCUAUCAUAUGAAAUAGCUGAGAACAUUCUGGAUAGGCCUUCACCCCUUACUAGUCGGAGUCUGAGAGGCACAUUAAAGAUUAAAGAAGUAUUAGAAGAUAGAUCUUGGUAUAAACGAUCCAACAAGGAGAACUGUGAGCCAAUGAUGGCAGAAACUUUCAUGAAAUUUGAUAAUGAAGAAGAUGCGAGAGACUGUUCGUUUGGUGGAAGCUUCAACAACUCAGGGGAGACGAGUUGGGGUAAUGCUAAGUUGGACUUCACCAAUUUGCAGUCAUCCUUCCAAACGGAAAUAAAAGAUACAUUCGUACCUCAAAAAGAUGCGGAACCAGUUGAGGAAUUGGAUAUUUUACAAGAUUUAGAACAAGAAUUUGACUCUGAUAAUUUUGAUACGUGCACGAAAUACGAAAUAAUAUCGACUGACAGUCCCGAUAUUAUAUCCAGAGGGCGGGUGUCCAGCGCCAGGAAGGUCACCGCCCGGAAUUUUGUGUUCGGUGCUCCCCUAGCUGAAAACGAACCUUCCACAUCCUUCAACCGUUCCAAUUCAGCCAACAGAAUGCUCAAUUUUGACGACGAAGACUUCGAAUUCACCUCACCGGCUUUAGGAAAGAGAGUAUCAGUGAAGAAAUCUUUAAAAUUCACAGAAACUACGACAAAUAAUCCACUGAAACAUGAGAUAAGCGAUUCUAGUGUUAGUACUAACGGCUCUCCCACUAAACUAAGGCUAUACACAUCCGAGUCCACCACCUCGAUGGAGAGCGGCUUUGUUUCAGAACUAGAAGAACCGUUCCUCGAGAUUGAAGAGUCCAAUUCACCAAAGCUAGCUAAUAUCACUGAUUUAUUAUCUGGACAGAUAAAGAACAAUAUUGUUAUGACAAAGAAAAUUAAUUUGAGCAGGAGUUUGAGUUUUAAUCCAGAAAGAGCUUCUCUCUUUUCCAUCAAAGAGAGUCCCGAAAAGCGAUGUAGGAUAUUGGAGGAGAGCGAAACUGACUCUGCCUGUAAAAGAAGGAAGGAAGAUUUAAACAACAGUGGAAAGAUCCAGAGACCCAUAUUACAAAGAGCUUUCUCUGAAAAUAAUGCGUCGAUAAUGUCUGCUUUAGCGAGAUCUGCCAUAGAACCAGAUCUAAUAGGAGAUUUCAGUCAGCCAUUUGCUCUGCCACUCAUCAGCGGAGAUCAUUCAGAUCUGAAGAGCAUAUCCUGUGAUACGUUGGCUGAACUGAUCCGAGGAGCUUACCAGAGCAGCAUCAGCGAUUACCAAGUGAUCGACUGCCGCUACCCGUACGAGUUCGCGGGCGGACACGUGGCCGGCGCACACAACCUGUUCACCCCCGCGCACAUCCUCGCCCUCGUCCACGAGCCGCUGUCCCCGAGGAAAUCCGACGGGAAGCGGAGCAUCCUGGUCUUCCACUGCGAAUUCUCAUUGGAACGGGGACCUAAACUGUCCCGCUUCCUGCGCUCGUCGGACCGCGAGAGCAACAAGGAGCGCUACCCGGCGCUGCGCUUCCCCGAGGUGUACCUGCUGCACGAGGGCUACCGGCGCUUCUACCAGAAGUACCCCGAGCUGUGCUCCCCCACCGGCUACACGGCCAUGCUCGACCCCAAGCACAGGCACCUGCUGAGGAAGCACCGCUCCGUCACCCAGCCCUCGUCCUCCGCGCACCACAGGAGGAACAGGCUGCUGCUCUGAUGUCCGACCUCAAACACUUGUAAACUAAUUUUGGUAUGUUGCAAUGCUAAUUGGAUCCUCGUCUACUGUGUACCCGCAGCAGAUAAAACUCGAGGAUGUUGAGGUCCGACCUCAAUGAAUUUGUGUUCUGGUAUAUUGCAAUGCGGUUCGAGCUAUGUAACCUGUUGUGUUCGAAUAGAAUAAUUAAUUGUAUCACGUCUCAUUUGGGGCAAUAUUACUGGACGUGAUCUAAGAUAUGCUUAGGAUCAGGGUCAACGGUGACCACUUAUCGUCAGAAGAGUACUGAACCAUUAACAUAGUAUAGUAUUGACUUAAUGCAUUUAUGAAUAGAGACUGCGCGUGUUCAGGAACCUUACCUUGGGGAUAAUUCAAACAGUAAACUAAUUGUUCGGCUUCGCGUUCACGCAGUUCCCUCGACCUCAAGCCGGUGUCUCACGUGAGACGGACGACGGCCCCCGCGUCCCUGGAGGAGACCGCCUUCUCUUGCCAGGGGUCUUCGUUUAAAUCCAUUUAAUGUCAAUGACAAGAAAGACACCCAGACCCCCUAAGAAGGACAAGAAAGAGUGCGAACAUAUCUCUGUUUCUCUCGGUUCAACGAUGACGUCACUAACCGCUAUGUGCAAUUAUCGUCUAAAGCGAAAUUUUAUAAGACGCAAUUACUAUUGGUGCUGUGAGCCCGCACGGGGGACCGCCGCGGGGCAUGGGGUUGCGGGGAGGGACGUCCGGUGGGGGUCUGGAGGUCUCCGUCUCAUCCGUCGUACUCUCAACACAGAAGACGACCGUUGGAAGACUUCGUCUCAAAGUGGUGACUGCGAACGCGUCGGAAGGUUCCGUCGAAACCACAAUAUUAUUAUGUAUUGUACUAAAUAAAUAUAUCUUUAAGUAGUUUGUACAUAAGAACUUUAUCAUGCCAUAUUAUUUUUUAAGAAUUAAGUUAUUAUUAGUACAAAAAGAGAGAGUUCGUAAUUCGUUAAGUUCUUACACGAAUUUUUUUGGUUUGUUUAGACUAAAAACUAAAUUUGAAUGCCAUUUUAAUUAAAUUAGGAACAAAGUUAUCUUGCAAUUGUCACGUCGGUAAGAGGUUGGUGACGUGACGUCCACACACGGGCACGGCCGGAGAGCGGCUGUCAAAUGUUGUCACAUGUUGAUGACAGUUGCCAGCAGUUGUCACUUGUUGUUGACGGUUGUCAUGGGUUAUCAAAUGUUGAUAGCGGUUGUCACAUGUUGAUGACGGUUGCCAGCGGUUGUCCCAUGCUGAUGACGGUUGCCAGCGGCUGUCACAUCUUGAUGACGGUUGCCAGCGGAUGUCACAUCUUGAUGACCGUUGCCAGCGGUUGUCACAUGCUGAUGACGGUUGCCAGCGGUUGUCGGACAGAGGCAGUGUUGUUCUGUCGACGAAUCUCGAAUCCUCACUGAUCACUGCUAUAUAUACAUACAUCAACUUUUAUACGCUUAUUACCUUAAUUUGUAAAUAAAUGAGAUUGAUAAAUAUAAAAUAAUGGAUUCUUCAUAAAAACAAGAAAGUAAGAAAUAUAUUGUUUUGUCUCUGGUGAUGCGUCAGUAUGUCGCGUGGAUGUCGCUCAUCGUCGUUCGGGCUGUCUGCCAUCCGAAAAAUUACAUUUGCAACUGAAUAUCAAGAGGAGAGCGUUUCUCUAUUAGUUCGCUCCGAAAGUUUCCUUAGUGUAAAUAAAUUAUUCAAUUUCAAAUGUAGUUGUGACGACAACUUAUCGCGUUUAAGUAUGGAUGUAGUGUUUAUAAGUUCAUAAAUAAAAUUAUA